UCUUGCUACCCGUACUAAGCUGACAUCUGUACUGUAGUCAGUUGUAUCUGGUGUUGACUCGUGUUGCUUACAGGCACAGUUUUUCCUCUAAAACACUGCACAAUGGCUUUUCAGUGUCAACGGGACUGCUAUGUGAAAGAGUUUGUUACCUCUGUAGUGUCCUGCAGCCCAGCUGAAUUAAAGCACGAAGUCAAUGGAAAGAAAGAAACUCUCAAGGGGUUCAAUGUCAAGCUCCAAGACACCAUCUUGUUUCCCGAGGGAGGUGGACAACCAGACGACCACGGGCUGAUCAGAGAUGUCCCAGUUUUGAGGGUGACAAGGCAGGGACCAGAAGCCGUACACUUUGUGAGUUCACCCCUGGAGGUGGGUCAGGAGGUGCAGGUGAAGGUGGACUGGGAGAGGAGGUUUGAUCACAUGCAGCAACACUCAGGUCAACAUUUGAUCACAGCACUGGCAGACACAAUGUUUGGAUACAAGACCACAUCUUGGGACCUGGGGCGUCAGAGAAGCACCAUUGAGCUGGACAUUCCCUGUGUGAAGCCUGCUCAGCUCCAGGCCCUGGAGGAAGCCAUUAAUGAGAGGAUCAGAGCUCAUGUUCCUGUCACUGUUCAGCUUCUCUCUAUAGAUGACCCUGCAGUGGAAAAGGUGAGGAGUCGAGGGCUGCCAGAGGACCAUGCAGGGCCGAUUCGGAUCAUUGAUAUUGAGGGCGUCGAUGCCAACAUGUGCUGUGGGACCCAUGUGUCUAACCUCAGUCACUUACAGGUAAUAAAGCUUCUGGGAACUGAGAAAGGAAAGAAAAACAAAACCAACCUGAUCUUCCUAGCAGGAAACAGGGUACUGAAGUACGCAGAGAAAAGCUACAGCACAGAGCGCUCACUGGUGUCUCUUCUGAAAACGGGCCCUGAUGAGCAUGUUGAGGCAGUUGACAAGCUGCAGAAGUCUGUUAAACUUCUACAGAAAACUAACCUGAGCCUGCUACGAGACAUGGCUGUCCUCAUCGCGCAGAACUUUAAGAACAAUCCCCAGAGAAGCAACUUCUUCAGCUUGCACAAAAAAGAGGGUGACAACGAGUUCAUGAAUAUCAUUGCCAAUGAAAUAAACACAGAGGAAACUUUGGUUUUCCUCACUGUUGGAGAAGAAAAGGGACCUGGUUUGUUUCUACUGGCUGGACCCAGUGGACCAGUGGCUGAGACAGGACCACAGGUGUUAGAUAUGCUCCAAGGGAAGGGGGCAGGGAAGAACGGACGUUUCCAGGGCAAAGCCAACAGCCUGGCUCGGAGAGGAGAGGUGGAGGCGUUCCUGCAGCGGCACUGCAAACAUCACACCUCAGAGGAAGAAUAAACUCAGCAACAGCUCAGUACUAAUAUUUUAUAUUUGCUAAAGGAAACGAUACGUUUAGAAACCAAUGAGGACUUGAGGUCUUAAAUAUCCAUAUUUUGUGGUAAACACUAAAGAACAUGUAAGAAAUAAAUUGUUCAUAUGAACAUGUAUAUAAAUAGACUUUGGUACAUGUGCUGUACAUAUCUGAAUGUUAAAUGUCAUGUACUGUUUUUAUUAAUCGAAAACAUCCAGUUAAACCUUUUUUCAUCAUAGUUUCACUCAUUUUUUCCCUGUUUUUUUAUUUUACACAUAUGAACUAAAUUACUGUAAGUGCCUGGCUCAAGGGCACAACAACCUGCCAUUUAGACACACAAUGAAAAAUUCUUAAUAAAAAUCACCCUUUCAGAGUCAUGCUGCUCAUACUGCGCUUUCAGACACAUUUUCCCCAUUGAUAAACAGACACCUGUUUCUUGAAUAUUGUUUAAUAUAUUAUACAUAUUAUGUAUUAAGACAAAAGACAGACAGACUGUUGGUAACUUAAAAUCCUCCUGUGGUUGUAUUUGGCAGGAUUACACAGUGAUAAAGAAGGAAACCCUUGUACAUUGUAACACUAACUGAUUGAACUGUCAAAUAAUAUAGUGAAACUGUAGUUGUGUCACCUCACUUCCAUACAGUGUGCAUAAAUAUUACAAACAUCUUACAUUAUUGUGCAAUCCAGUACAACAUAACCACUAAAUACCAUUAAAAACUGAAUCAAUACUUUUUGCCCACAGUGUCCCUAACAAAUAAAACUUGUGAUAUCAGA
Molecule: messenger RNA, 2125 nt
Organism: Seriola aureovittata
Lineage: Eukaryota; Metazoa; Chordata; Actinopteri; Carangiformes; Carangidae
Gene: aarsd1
Product: alanyl-tRNA synthetase domain containing 1
Exons: 12
Coding region: 103-1341 (412 amino acids)
Biological process (GO): regulation of translational fidelity; alanyl-tRNA aminoacylation
Molecular function (GO): alanine-tRNA ligase activity; ATP binding; Ser-tRNA(Ala) deacylase activity
Source: RefSeq, a predicted model, not a curated record